AUGGCAUCAAAAAAAGUUAAAGUUCCUCAACCUGAAACUGCAAUAGUAUCAGGCCCUCAGCCAAAAGAAGGAGAAUUAGUUUUUGGAGUUGCUCAUAUUUUUGCUUCCUUCAAUGAUACUUUUAUACAUGUUACUGAUUUAAGUGGAAGAGAAACUCUUGUGAGAAUUACAGGCGGUAUGAAAGUCAAGGCAGACAGAGAUGAGUCAAGCCCAUACGCAGCUAUGAUGGCAGCUCAAGAUGUUGCUGCUAGGUUAAAGGAAUUAGGAGUUACAGCUAUUCAUAUUAAAUUAAGAGCUUCUGGAGGAACAAAAUCAAAAACCCCAGGCCCAGGAGCCCAAUCAGCCUUAAGAGCUUUGGCCCGUUCAGGAUUAAAAAUCGGCAGAAUCGAAGAUGUUACACCAAUUCCAACUGAUUCAACCAGAAAAAAGUCCGGAAGAAGAGGAAGACGUUUGUAA
Plasmodium vinckei vinckei is the source of this 456-nucleotide messenger RNA. RefSeq names its product 40S ribosomal protein S11, putative. The record is from RefSeq and is a predicted model, not a curated record. Gene Ontology annotation, cellular component: ribosome; cytosolic small ribosomal subunit. Gene Ontology annotation, molecular function: mRNA 5'-UTR binding; small ribosomal subunit rRNA binding; structural constituent of ribosome. Lineage: Eukaryota; Apicomplexa; Aconoidasida; Haemosporida; Plasmodiidae. The transcript is spliced from 3 exons. The coding region runs from base 1 to 456 and encodes 151 amino acids. Gene Ontology annotation, biological process: ribosomal small subunit assembly; maturation of SSU-rRNA from tricistronic rRNA transcript (SSU-rRNA, 5.8S rRNA, LSU-rRNA); translation.